Molecule: messenger RNA, 771 nt
Organism: Puccinia triticina
Lineage: Eukaryota; Fungi; Basidiomycota; Pucciniomycetes; Pucciniales; Pucciniaceae
Exons: 6
Coding region: 1-771 (256 amino acids)
Source: RefSeq, a predicted model, not a curated record
AUGCCGCAACCGUCGCAACCUGCCUCCUCCUGCUCGAACAAUCACCCCCCUGACCGCACGUCGACGAAAAAUCAAACCCUGCGCCCCCCACCACGGCAACCCAAAACCACGCCCUACCGCCUAAAAGCCUCGAAUUUCCACUCUGAAGUCUCUACAACCGCCAAACCCAUUGUCAGACUAACCCUCCCGGCAAUCGACCUGUCGACCCGUCCUGCACCAAACCCUGAACUUCGUUUCAUCCAGUCCUACCCUACUGCCACCAACGACCCGCCUAGCCCAGCCAAUUCAAACCCUUCCUCCACUUUCACAAAUGAGACAUUUCAAUUGAAGCAGCCACAACCAUCCCAGGCCAUCAUGCCAUCCAACACAAUUCAAGUGCCAGACCACCCCUUUUCCAAUUUCUUCACCUUCACCGUCAAGCCUAAGCCCAACACCACCAAAUCAUCUGAGCCCCUGAUCAUCCCGUCCAACCCAACUCAGCCCGACCACCCAACGAAGUUCAGCCCCAAGAAAUUGACCGCCUCACCAUCGGCGUCAACCUCCAAACCUAUCAAACCACCAACAGAGUUACCGAACACUAAGGUGACGCCCCGCACCGCAAGAAACACGGCGCCCAUCCCUGUCACCCCAUUAUCAGGCAAGGGCAAAGAGAAAGCAGAUGAGUAUUCCGACCUUGACGAGGAAGACGAGGCUGAAGACGAUUCGACCGGCCUACCAUGGCAUUGGCAUGAAUCGCCGAGCUAUCUAACUAUCAAUGCCGGCAAGAUUUGA